This is a messenger RNA of Rhodamnia argentea, 1445 nucleotides long. RefSeq names its product IAA-amino acid hydrolase ILR1-like 5. The transcript has 5 exons. Gene Ontology annotation, molecular function: IAA-Ala conjugate hydrolase activity. The record is from RefSeq and is a predicted model, not a curated record. Gene Ontology annotation, cellular component: endoplasmic reticulum. Gene Ontology annotation, biological process: auxin metabolic process. The coding region runs from base 92 to 1399 and encodes 435 amino acids. NCBI's taxonomy places the organism in Eukaryota, Viridiplantae, Streptophyta, Magnoliopsida, Myrtales, Myrtaceae.
UCACACUCUCUCUCUCUCUCUCUCUCUGUCUUGCCUUCAAAGCAAUGAGCUCGCGUCUGACUGUUCACUCUUUUCCCUCAUCGAGUUGGCAAUGACACGCAAACUGAGGAACGACGUUCUCCUCUCGCUUCUCUUCCUCACCACUUCCCUCCACGCCACCCGCUGCGCCACCACCCGCCACCGUUACGAUCAAGCUUACGCCGACGAACUCCUCGGCUCCGCUAAGCGAGACCAGCCGUGGCUCACGUCCAUCCGGCGGCGAAUCCAUGAGUACCCGGAGCUCCGGUUCGAGGAGCACAACACCAGCUCGCUCGUCCGAGCCGAGCUCGAUCGGCUCGGCAUCCCCUACUCUUACCCCUUCGCCGGCACCGGCGUCGUCGCCGUCGUGGGGUCCGGGUCAUCACCUGUCGUCGCUCUCCGGGCCGACAUGGACGCCUUGCCUUUGCAGGAACUUGUCGAGUGGGAGCAUAAGAGCAGAAUUGAUGGCAAAAUGCAUGCUUGCGGACAUGACGCCCAUACGACCAUGCUUCUUGGUGCUGCAAAAUUACUGAAUGAACGGAAAGAUAAACUUAAGGGGACCGUAAGACUUAUUUUCCAGCCUGCUGAAGAGGCAGGAGCUGGUGCUUCCCACAUGAUCAAAGAAGGCGCACUGGGUGAUGCCGAAGCAAUAUUUGCAAUGCAUAAUGAUUAUACAACGCCUACAGGAAGCAUAACUUCACUUGCUGGCCCGAACUUAGCUGCUGUUUGCACGUUCAAAGCUAAAAUAGAAGGAAAAGGUGGCCAUGCUGCAGCGCCUCAUAAUAGUGUGGAUCCGGUACUCGCUGCUUCAUUCGCCAUCUUGGCACUUCAACAGCUUGUCUCAAGAGAAGCUGAUCCGCUCCUCAGUGAAGUGCUCUCUGUAACCUAUGUUAGAGGUGGGAGUGGAUUGAAUAUAAUUCCUCCAAUUGUCGAAUUCGGUGGCACACUCAGGAGUUUAACCACAGAAGGCCUGCAACGACUCCAGACAAGAUUGAUUGAGGUCAUUGAAGGUCAGGCGGCUGUACACAGAUGUAAAGCCUAUAUUGACCUGAAAGAGGAUGAAUAUCCCGCUUAUCCAGCUGUUGUGAACGACGAAGCUCUAACACUGCACGUCGAGAGAGUUGGGAGGCUUCUGUUGGGUCCCGAAAAUGUCAGGGUGGGCAAGAAGGUCAUGGCAGGCGAAGAUUUCGCCUUCUAUCAAGAACAGAUUCCUGGCUUCAUGCUUGGCAUCGGGAUUGGAAACGAGGAUGUGGGAUCGGUUCAUUCCCCGCAUUCCCCUUAUUUUUUCCUUGAUGAGGAUGUGCUCCCGAUAGGAGCAGCAGUACAUGCCGCUUUGGCAGAAGUAUAUUUGUCUGAGCACCAGCAUUCAUCUGUACAGUAAACAAAUUUAGUGAAUGACGUGAGUAGGCAAAGAUGGGAGUUUCCCU